Messenger RNA from Marasmius oreades (fairy-ring Marasmius), 504 nucleotides. RefSeq lists its product as uncharacterized. Lineage: Eukaryota; Fungi; Basidiomycota; Agaricomycetes; Agaricales; Marasmiaceae. The transcript has 2 exons. The record is from RefSeq and is a predicted model, not a curated record. Bases 1 to 504 code for a protein of 167 amino acids.
AUGGCGAGGCGCGAGCUAUCACUAGACAUCAAUCAAGCUUUUCGCACUGCCAAGGCGUUCAAAGGUAUCAAUGAACUAUUGAAGCAGAUACCAACGAAAAAUGGUCGGUCGGGGAAGAAAAACGAUGAUGUUGACACCGGCGGUUACGGGGACCACAGUGGCGGGCAAAGUCACAGGAAACGUCGAGGCUCAGGAACAGGUUGUCCUCAGGAAGAUGACAAACGCCCUCGCGGAGGUGAUGGUGGUGUGCCACAUAACAAGGGACAAGGAGUCGCCAAACAGGGUCAUAAAAAGAAUGUCCUCUGCCGAAAAUAUCGUUCGAGGUCCGUAGGAUACUCGGAUGCUGAGGAGCCUCACAUAUUCGAAUGGAAAAGUGAAUCCCGCUCCUCCCUUAAGGCGUUGUCUUUCGUCGGUACCACCAUCCGACUACUACGGCCAAUCGCAGAACGAUAUCGGAGAUUGUCUCGAAAAGCCGGGAGAGGUGGUGUUUUUGGAAGAUUGUGA